Molecule: messenger RNA, 1899 nt
Organism: Sphaeroforma arctica JP610
Lineage: Eukaryota; Ichthyosporea; Ichthyophonida
Exons: 3
Coding region: 1-1899 (632 amino acids)
Molecular function (GO): protein binding
Source: RefSeq, a predicted model, not a curated record
AUGAUGAUUCACAUCUCGCAAGUAUCUAAGAAUAACGUGCCCUUGUAUGAGGAGGUGAAACCCGUACGACGUUAUUUAAAAUUCAAGAAGCGAAAGGGUGCGGUUCUGGGAGCCAGUCUAUGCAAAAUAAAUCGCAGGUUUUAUAUCACGGAUGUCCGCGAUAAUUCACUAGCGUGGCGGCUUGGCUUGGAUCACGGAGAUCGUAUGGAUGAGAUAAACGAUAAACCAAUGAGCUCGCUAGGUCCUCUGGAUUUCUUAGAGCUGUUUCGUAAUGUAGAGGCUGUUGAGCUCUUGGUGUGUAGCCGACCAUUAGAACUCAAAAUUGUUCUCCAAGAGACACUGAGUCCGAAAGCGAUCCACCGGGCCGAUCACCCCGUACGAUCGCAGAGCUUUGCGAAUCCGCGGUCUACGCAGGUAUUCUCUGGUAGCAAUUCAAUGGAGGGAGUAUUUGCUCACGAACACCAACCGCGAAGGAAAGGUACAUCAGUACCUCAUCUAAGCUUCAGAGGUAGUGAAUCUGACGUAUGCGGUUCCUCCGUCGUUAGUAGAGAGGCCAGUGUACUGGCAAAUAGAAACACAAUUUGCAGAGAAGUUCAUUCAAGAAGGUCCGAAUCGACAACUAGCCAUGAAUGGCAAGGGCCCAUUAUGUCGGAUCCCUUGAAUAUAAGCGAUUUGCCUCCUGCGUACAACUCUCAAGAGAAUGCGCACGCAAGAUCAAUCAGGCAUGGCGGGAGUGUCGCUAAAGCUAGAAAUAAGCACUACCGAUUGCCCCGUAGAGGGACAGACGAUUGCAUUACAUCCGGCUCCUACAGCAAUGCACAUGAUGAGGAUAGCUCAAGUACUCAUCAGACUGUCCAUAACGCUGUGAAUAGUGAGGUGGUCACGAACGCUGAUCAAUACAACAAUGCAGGAGUGGCCUCAAACGUUGGGUUUCGAUUGAACAAUGCAAACGACACGAGUGUGCAUCCGAUUCCGAACAGUGUGGAAGGCUUCGAACCUGCAGGAACAGCAGGAAGUCGAAAUACGGGACAUCCAGAAAGUUCAAGGAUAGUAAAUCAAUGUUUUAUUAAGGGUGGAAGGACACGUAGAAGUGAUCAACAACCCCAAUUGCCGACUCGGGUGCAGACUAGAUCCAAGAGGCACCUGCAAAUAGAACAACCAGCACAUACACAACUGUGUUCUGGAGAAGACAGGAUGAUACACCCACGUGCAAUGUCAGAUCAGUUCACAUAUCAGGCAUAUCCCGGGGCAGAUACCGAGUCUGCACAGGUACACUCUCAUACACCAAACUCAAUUUCAUGGUGGCAAGGCUGUUUUAAUUGGCUGGUUUGCAAGAGUGUUAUUAUGGAACCAAUAUCUGAUGAAAGCGAGCCAUUGCUGUCCGAAUGUGCUCGAAGAGUGGAUCGUAGUAAUCCUGUGACAGGGACACAUGUUUGUACGAAUCAAUGCGUGCUUUCGAGUUCACAGAGUGAUGGUGAGGACGUAGUCGUCCAUGUGCAGGAGAGGAGCGUAAACUCAGGAACACUGAAGUUUGAAGCGAGGAAAUACCACGACGAGAACGCAGAUUCAUUCAACACACUCGAUGAAGAAGAACAGGAAGUGAGUCCCUUCCCUCCACCAUUACCUACUCCUCGAUUGGGUCUUAUAUAUAUUAAUGGGCAGGUGGUAGAAGUGGAGGAAGUAUUGGCGAAUGAUUGUAAGGCAAGACCGUGUGCCCCACCCAGGACUGGGGAUGUCAUUCACGAAGUGGAUGAGAAGGACAUGCUGGGUAAAACCGAUGCGCAUAUAAUGUUGGAAAUGUCUAUUGCCAUGAUAAAGAACAAGAAAGUUGAGAUCAGAUUCUUUCCGCCGGUUUUAGCUCAAGAGAUUGCGGUAGCACGACUGACUCGAAAGCGGUGA